Erpetoichthys calabaricus (reedfish) is the source of this 1692-nucleotide messenger RNA. Its product is annotated as tripartite motif-containing protein 16-like. Bases 1 to 1692 code for a protein of 563 amino acids. The transcript has 6 exons. NCBI's taxonomy places the organism in Eukaryota, Metazoa, Chordata, Cladistia, Polypteriformes, Polypteridae. Gene Ontology annotation, molecular function: protein binding; zinc ion binding. The record is from RefSeq and is a predicted model, not a curated record.
AUGACAGAAGAGCACAUCUCAGAAUCUCAGGACCUGUUGACCUGCUUGGUGUGUCUGGAUACACUUAAAGACCCAGUUACUACUCCAUGUGGACACAAUUAUUGCAUGGAUUGUAUUACAGGCUGCUGGGAUCAGACUGAAGAGUACAGCUGCCCUCAAUGCAGAGAAACCUUUACGCCCAGACCAAUUCUGUGCAGGAACACAGUGCUUUCUGAAGUUGUACAGAAAUUAAAGUUCAGGAUACCUCCACCAAUGCCUCAGAACUAUAUUGGGCCAGGAGAUGUAGGAUGUGAUGUUUGUAUUGGAAGAAAAUUUAGAGCUGUGAAGUCUUGUCUAACAUGCCUGGUUUCUUUCUGUGAGACCCAUAUCCAACCACACUAUGAAGGAGCUGCUUGGAAGACUCAUAAACUGGUGGGUCCAACUGGAAAUCUGUUGCAGAAAUUGUGUCCCAAGCAUCAGAGAGGUCUGGAGGUGUUCUGCAAAACAGAUCAGACAUGCAUCUGCUUGCUGUGUGUCGCAACUGGACAUCGGAGUCAUGAAACUGUGGAGCUUGAGGUUGAAAGAGCUGAGAAACAGGGAAAGCUGAUAGAGAUAUUGGCUGAGAUCCGCGGGAGAAUCCAGGAAACACAGAAGAAUCUGGAGGAGGCAAAACAGAAUGUCAAACUUGUCAAGAUCUCUGCUGAGAGGGAAGUGAAAGAAGUUGAGAAGAGCCUUGCAGACUUGAUCCACUCUAUUGAAGAGACCCGCAGAAGACUGACUGGACUAAUCAGAGACCAGGAGAAGAGUGAAGUGAAAAAGGCAGACGGGCUCGUGGAGCAAUUGCACAAGCAAAUGGAGGAGCUGAAAAGGAAAGAUGAAGAACUUUCCGAGCUUUCCAAGGCAGAAGAUCACAUCCACUUCCUGCAGACUUUUCCAUCUUUCUGUAUUCCUCCUGGAGACGGAAACUCUUUAAUUAUUGAUGUUAGCACAGACUUCUCAUCUGAGGAUCUGAGGAAGGAGUUGACUUGCUUGAAAGUGCGACUAGAAGAGAUCAGUCAAAAAGAAUUUGAUAAAAUCAGCCACACAGGUGGUGUGACCACUUACUGUGAUGCACCACACCCUAUUCAGAAAAUUCCAGAGCCAAGCAGUAGAGACGACUUUUUACACUACUCAUGUCGACUAACUUUGGACCCGAACACUGCACACACACAUCUCAGUCUGUGUGAGGGAAAUAGGAAGGUGACCUGGAUGGAAGAGUUACGCCCCUGUCUUGAUCACCCUGACAGGUUUGACUUUUGGCACCAGGUUCUCUGUGCUGAAAGCUUAUCAGGGACCCGCUGCUACUGGGAGGUGGAAUGGCGAGGUGGAGCAUGGAUAGGUGUCACCUAUAAAGGCAUUUACAGAAAAGGAAGGGAUCUUGUGUGUCUUAUUGGAUGGAAUGACAAGUCAUGGAGUCUCCUGUGCUCUGGUUCAAGUUAUAUUGUGUGGCAUAACAACAAGAAGACUAAGAUAUCUGCCCCUCGCUGCCCACGGAUUGGAGUGUAUCUAGACUACUCUGCUGGUUCUCUCUCUUUUUACACAGUCUCACACACAAUGAGCCUCUUGCAUAGGUUCAAGGCUUCCUUCACUGAACCUCUCUAUCCCGGGUUUGGCCUUCACCCUUACCUUGACUCUAGUGUAACAAUCUGCCCAAUAAGCCAGGGCAUCCAGUGA